Molecule: messenger RNA, 537 nt
Organism: Scomber japonicus (chub mackerel)
Lineage: Eukaryota; Metazoa; Chordata; Actinopteri; Scombriformes; Scombridae
Gene: lyrm2
Product: LYR motif containing 2
Exons: 3
Coding region: 84-350 (88 amino acids)
Cellular component (GO): mitochondrion
Source: RefSeq, a predicted model, not a curated record
UCAGGCUCAGGUUCAUUACCGUGUGGUGUCACAGCCUCCAGAAUCCAUCCAUGCUUCCAGCUUUAUAUUCAUAACAGAGAAAGAUGGCAGGCUCAAGGUUACCGGCCGCUGCGCUCACUUUAAAACAGUUCCUACAGAGGCAGAGAGUUUUGGGGAUUUACAGAAACAUGCUGAGGACCAUACGGAAGGUUCCAGACGAGACAGACAGGAAGUACCUCAGAGACUGGGCCAGAGACGAGUUCAAGAGGAACAAGACCGCCACAGAUCAGGAUGCCAUCCGAAUGAUGAUCACACAGGCUAACAACCACCUGGAGGAGCUGCAGACGUCUCUGGCGUUGGCUGGAAGUUAAACACUGUGUCUGCUCUCUGAUGCAGAUUCUAACUCUUUGAUACUGUUCAUGGUUGUUGAUUAAUGGGACUGACCUGAUUGUGAACAUCUUUGACUGAUGAUGACUGAAACUGUGAGCCCACCUGACACAAUCUUGUUUGAAUUGUAUAUAUAUGUAUAUUUAUGUAUGUAUGUAAUAAACAGGAACA